AUGCUGACCGAUGAAGUGAUCGCCAAAGUAGCCACAAGGGCCAAAGAGCUGGCUGCGCAUUCUUGGGAGUUUGGCACCGCCGCAGAAGCCCUCCUCGAGUUGGAGAACCCCGAACUUUCAGUCUUUCACAAGCAUGCAUUUUCACACGGCAAGAUUGCUUCGGAGGUGGACAAUCGCUGUCAGAGCCUCAAAUAUGUUGCACAACACAUUCAGAUAGAUGGGUCGAAAACUCUGUGCGCAGACGACACUGGCGUGGCGGACCCAGCAUCUCUCGGCGUCUCUGCAAUACUCCUCGGUCAGCGUCAUCCCGAAUACCUUGCUGCAGCACAACGCCAGGUCAGGUAUCUUCUCGAGGAAGCUCCACGAUACGGUGAAACAGCUAUUAGCCAUCGCAAAGACGUUGAAGAAGUAUGGGCAGACUUUAUUUACAUGAUACCGCCCUUCCUCGCCUUUUAUGCGGUAGCAGUCGAUGAUAUAAACGUUAUGGAGGCAGCAGUUGCACAGUGUGAGGCUUACUACAAGGAGUUGGCACAGAAGGACGAAAGUGGCCCUGAUCAUGGGCUAUGGCAUCAUAUUGCAGGUCCGAAGCAUGAUGAUCCUGGGUACUGGUCAACUGGCAACGGUUGGGUCGCGGCCGGUCUCACACGAGUCCUCGCGACGCUAAUGAGUUGGGAAUCAACUCGAGGUUCUGGCUUCGAGGGAGUUGUAUCACUCAAAAGAAUGAUCCGGGACUUGAUCGAUGGCGUUGUCACGACAGACUUACAUCGUCACGAAGAGGAGCUACUACCUAACUAUUUGUAUGCGAAGGAUGAUGAACCGUGGUUUGGGGAUGUAGCAGGCACUGCUUUAUUGACAAGUGCAGUAUAUCGUAUGAUGCGGCUAGACUACGAGCACUUUCGGCGUUACCGGCAGUGGGCAGACAGAAAGAGCAAGGCUGUGUUUAGUUGCGUGGAUCUUGAGAGCGGAAUUGCAAGACCAACCGUGGAUUCCUUAAAGCAUGCUCAGCGAGAACCUCUGAUGACGGGGAACCCUGAGGCACAAAGCUUUGUUGUUCUCAUGUGGGCCGCUAUGCGCGACUUUUACUUCACGCAAGAAGAGUGUUGA
Didymosphaeria variabile is the source of this 1104-nucleotide messenger RNA. RefSeq lists its product as uncharacterized. The transcript has a single exon. Bases 1 to 1104 code for a protein of 367 amino acids. The record is from RefSeq and is a predicted model, not a curated record. Gene Ontology annotation, biological process: carbohydrate metabolic process. Lineage: Eukaryota; Fungi; Ascomycota; Dothideomycetes; Pleosporales; Didymosphaeriaceae.